AUGUCGGCCACGCGGGCACACACACUGUUGGCGCCAGAUCCUAACUCAGUGGCCGAGAAGGUAGGUGGUGGCUGCAGGAUGGACAAGGUAGGCAGUGGCUGCAGGAUGGACAAGCACCCACCCAUCCACUCAUCCAUUCACCCACCCACCUUCCCAUCCAUCCAUCUCCCCAUUCAUCUAUUCACCCACCCACCAUCUGCCCAUUCACCUACUCAUCCAUUCAUCCAUCUACAAUCCUCCAUCUACCAUCCAUCUAUUCGCCAUCUAUCCUCUAUCCUUCAUCCAUCCAUCCAUCCAUCUAUCCAUCCAUCCUGCACCUCACCAUUUACCAUCCAUCCAUUCAUUCAUCAUCCAUCCAUCCAUCCAUGCAUCCAUCCAUCCAUUCACCAUCCAUCCAUCCAUCCAUCCAUCCAUCCAUCC
Molecule: messenger RNA, 420 nt
Organism: Cercocebus atys (sooty mangabey)
Lineage: Eukaryota; Metazoa; Chordata; Mammalia; Primates; Cercopithecidae
Exons: 4
Source: RefSeq, a predicted model, not a curated record